This is a messenger RNA of Thalassophryne amazonica, 566 nucleotides long. It is a transcript of the gene manf, whose product is annotated as mesencephalic astrocyte-derived neurotrophic factor. Gene Ontology annotation, biological process: neuron projection development; dopaminergic neuron differentiation. Bases 94 to 537 code for a protein of 147 amino acids. Gene Ontology annotation, cellular component: endoplasmic reticulum. The record is from RefSeq and is a predicted model, not a curated record. The transcript is spliced from 4 exons. Lineage: Eukaryota; Metazoa; Chordata; Actinopteri; Batrachoidiformes; Batrachoididae.
UGUAGCGUGCAGUAGCUUUCAGCGUGUGUGAGUGUUUACUUUAUUUAGACGGAACGUGGUAAGUAAGUUUUGUUUCUUGUUUUUUAAAGCGACAUGUUGUGUGUCGGCGGGCUGUCGGUGGCUCUGGCUCUUGCUUUGGUGCCUGCUGAAGCGCUCAAAGAAGGAGAAUGUGAAGUAUGUGUAACCUUUCUUGGGAAGUUUUACGAGUCGCUUAAAGCAAAUAACGUGAACUUCAACAAUGCAGACAUCGAGACAGCCAUCCUAAAGGCCUGCAAGGAUGCCAAAGGCAAAGAAAACCGCUUUUGUUACUACAUCGGGGCAACAAGUGACGCGGCCACCAAGAUAAUCAACGAGGUGUCAAAGCCUCUCAGCUUCCACGUCCCGGUGGAGAGGAUCUGUGAGAAACUCAAGAAAAGGGACAGUCAGAUCUGCGAGUUAAAAUAUGACAAACAGUUGGAUCUGAGCACAGUCGACCUGAAAAAGCUGAAGGUGAAGGACCUGAAGAAGAUCCUGGAGGAGUGGGGCGAGUCCCUGUAAGGCUGCGCCGAGAAGACAGACUUCAUCCG